Molecule: messenger RNA, 489 nt
Organism: Oppia nitens
Lineage: Eukaryota; Metazoa; Arthropoda; Arachnida; Sarcoptiformes; Oppiidae
Gene: l(3)87Df
Product: cytochrome c oxidase assembly protein COX20, mitochondrial-like
Exons: 3
Coding region: 115-489 (124 amino acids)
Biological process (GO): mitochondrial respiratory chain complex IV assembly
Cellular component (GO): mitochondrial inner membrane; mitochondrion
Source: RefSeq, a predicted model, not a curated record
CAGACUGUACAGUAAGUCACUAACUUAGGUGUAAACAAGCAUUAUAUUAGGCAAUACAUGCAUACUGUAUGAAAGGACCAAAUAAUUUGUUAGUCAAAGUAGUUAUCAUCAGUGAUGCCGUUGGACAGCAAGUCAUCGACUGUUAUUGAAGGCAUUCAAGACGAUGAACCCAAUAAAGAGAUUCUAUUCUUCGGUCGCAAUCUCAACCAAAUCCCUUGUUUUAAAGAGUCAUUUCUUUACGGAUUAUUGGCUGGAGUUGGCGGCGGACUCAUGACUUUUACGGCCACCAGUCGUGUGUCUAAAGCCACAAAUACAGCGGUCUUUACUUUCACCGGUUUUGUACUCAUGUAUUGGUUUUAUUGUCGCCACAAUUUAGCCCGAAAUCGGUUCAACGUUGCACAGACACAACAGGCGUUUGAAAUGUUACAGAAAAGGGGUGACAUUAAUAUCGUAGACAAUAACGAUACUAACUAUCAGACCAAAGGUUAG